AUGAAGACAAGUGUAUUCUUGUUAUUUGUCUCAUAUUUUCCGUUCUCUGUGCAAUGGGAAGUGAUUUAUGAUCCGCCUUAUCCGGCAAAGUACAGAACGUGCCCGCCAGAAGAUCCUAAUGGAAUAUUUGUUUGUGUGUAUAUGUCCGUAGAAAAUUGUGGAGUGAAAUCUGUCAGAUUUAAAUUUGUGAACGAAUUUCCUAAGCCGAAACGGUUUAAGCACAAAAAUAGUAUGACUUACAUCAUAAAAGACAAAAAGAAACUUAAGAGGAGGGAGAAGAAUCCUCGAGUCUAUUUCACUGGAAUCUUGCACUACUGCCGCCUCGUUGAUGAAAGUUGCCCUAGGAUCCGAGAUUUCGAAAUGAGACAAUUUAAAUUUACAGAUAUUAGUCAUGAUAUCACUAUGACACCAGCCGGGACACUUUAUCACUAG
Molecule: messenger RNA, 432 nt
Organism: Necator americanus (New World hookworm)
Lineage: Eukaryota; Metazoa; Nematoda; Chromadorea; Rhabditida; Ancylostomatidae
Exons: 4
Coding region: 1-432 (143 amino acids)
Source: RefSeq, a predicted model, not a curated record